CGAACGUAGUUGGAAAAUCUUCAACAAAAAUUUUGAAGAAAAUAUGCAUCGCUUCAGGGAUAAUGCCAGGCAGGCACAGCGUCAAGAAGCCAAUUGGGAAGAGACAUUGCGCUUGGCCCAAAUGGAUGUCGCUCUGCUGAAGAUCAAUGACAGCAACCUACACUACAAGGAGGAUGUGGAAAACCAAGUGAAUCUCAACCCAGAGGAUACCGAGAAGGAGCUGCUGCAGCUAAAGUGGCUGGACUUUCUGGCCCUCAAGAUUGAUAGCUGCCCAUCGUCAGUUCCCACCAGUACUGUCCAUCCUCGCAGCCGCUCCGUUAACCGGAAGCCGCAAAGGACCUCCAAUCUUCAGCGAUCUUGGACUCGCGUCCAGUCGGUGGACAGGGAGAAAAUGGAUGAGGAUCCGACUUUUUACUUUGAACGCUGGCCGCGUUACAACGAUUCGGUGCCCUCGAUGGCAGGCAGUUUGCUGUCCAUGGCCAAGCCAUUGGAGGAGCACUGUGACAACAUGCAGACCUCCACCAGUAAGGAGAUUAUUACAAUGAAGCCACAAAUGAUGAAGCCACGCGAGGUGCUGAUGGACUUGAAACAGAUCCAGAAACAAAAGUGUGACUAAGGCCAAACUUGAGAUGCUUCGGUGAA
This is a messenger RNA of Drosophila serrata, 642 nucleotides long. RefSeq lists its product as uncharacterized. The record is from RefSeq and is a predicted model, not a curated record. Lineage: Eukaryota; Metazoa; Arthropoda; Insecta; Diptera; Drosophilidae.